AUGUCUGAAGGUUAUUGCCUUCCUGUAAAGCAAUUAUGGUUUGAUUCAACAAAAAGAACUAUCGCGAAGUAUGAACAGAAGAAAAAGACAACAGAUGACAGAAGAAAAAUGAUAGCUUCAUGGGGAAAGCGUCAUAAUGAUUCUGAUACAGAUAUUUCAACAACAAACGGUAGUUUUGGAUCAUUACGCUUAUCUCCUGUUUAA
This is a messenger RNA of Trichomonas vaginalis G3, 204 nucleotides long. RefSeq lists its product as uncharacterized. Bases 1 to 204 code for a protein of 67 amino acids. The record is from RefSeq and is a predicted model, not a curated record. Lineage: Eukaryota; Parabasalia; Trichomonadida; Trichomonadidae. The transcript has a single exon.